UGUGGGAGAGAGGAGGAGGAGGAGGAGGAGGAGAAAGGAGGAGGAAGAGGGGACGCCUCCCCCGGACAGCUCCGCGGGCCGCGCCCGCCGCCGGGUGAUGGUGGCUGGCAGUAACUUCCCCUUGAGGGGACGGGGCCGGGUAGGGCCGCGCCGCACCGCACCGUACCCGCGCCGGGAGAGAAAGCGGAAAGUGGGGAAAGCCCGAGAACUUCCCGUCGUCUGCCCGCCCGCGCCCGCCCCGCCGGGCUUCGCCGCUUCCCUCCUGAGAGGAUGUCUGAGACUCCUGCUCAGUGUUGCAUCAAGCAGGAGAGAAUUUCGUACACCCCUCCAGUGAGCCCGGUACCGAAUUACACUCCCUCGUCACCACUACAUGUCCCAGUGCCUCGAGCCAUCAGGAUGGAGGAAGAGGCGAUCAGACAGCCAGCUCACCUGCGUUUGCAGCCCGUUUACUGGAGCAGGGAUGAUGUGGCACAGUGGCUCAGGUGGGCAGAGAAGGAGUUUUCCUUGCGGCCGAUUGAGAGCAACACUUUUGAGAUGAACGGCAAAGCUCUGCUGCUCCUGACCAAAGAGGACUUUCGAUACAGGUCUCCUCAUUCAGGUGAUGUGUUGUAUGAACUCCUUCAGCAUAUCCUGAAGCAAAGGAAAGCUCGUAUGCUCUUUACACCUUUCUUCCACCCUGGGAACUCUAUCCAUGCUCAGCCAGAGGUCAUUUUACACCAGAAUCAUGAUGAAGAUAGCUUUGUCCAGAGACCCUCCAGACCAUCCACAGAAACAAUCCACCACAACCCCCCAACCAUUGAACUGUUGCAUCGUUCUAGAUCACCCAUCACCAACAACCACCGUCCAUCUCCAGAUCCCGACCAGCGGCCACUGAAGUCCCCUCUGGACAACACCAUGCGUCACCUCUCUCCGGCUGACAGGCUGACAAGGCAUCAGCAAGAGAACAACCACCAGGAGCCCUAUCCUCUUUCAGUGUCCCCGAUAGAAAACAAUCACUGCCCACCUCCUCCUGAGAUGCUCCAGAAGUCCUCCAGCCCUCGCCAGGAGAACACCAGGGUGAUCCAGCUGAUGCCCAGCCCUAUCAUGCAUCCUUUGAUACUGAACCCCAGGCACUCCGAUUUCAAACCGCCAAGGUUGUCUGAGGAUGGGCUGCACAGGGAUGUAAAGCCAAUCAACCUGUCCCACCGAGAAGAGUUAGCUUAUAUGAACCACAUCAUGGUGUCUGUAUCCCCUCCUGAGGACCAUGCAAUGCCAAUUGGAAGGAUAGCAGAUUGUCGGUUGCUUUGGGAUUAUGUUUAUCAGCUGCUUUCUGACAGCCGGUACGAAAAUUUCAUCCGAUGGGAAGAUAAGGAAUCAAAAAUAUUUCGGAUAGUGGAUCCCAACGGGCUGGCCCGGCUGUGGGGAAACCACAAGAACAGAACAAAUAUGACUUAUGAGAAGAUGUCCAGAGCCCUACGCCAUUACUACAAACUAAAUAUUAUCCGGAAGGAGCCAGGACAAAGGCUUUUGUUCAGGUUCAUGAAGACCCCAGAUGAGAUAAUGAGUGGCCGAACGGACCGCCUUGAGCACCUUGAAUCCCAGGAACUGGAUGAACAAAUAUACCAAGAAGAUGAGUGCUGAAGGGAACUGGUGCACUGCCUCUGUGGGUCCAAGGGAUAAACAUCUGCCCAGAUGGCUGCCAUUGUUUUGGAGGGGAAGCAACAACACAGAAGCAGUAUUUGGGGUCACCGCUUAGCUUGAAGACCACACAGGACCUGAAGCACCUUAACAAAACAAACUAACAGGCAGAAGUGGUGUUGGCAGGAAAGUAAAGGGGAGAAAGCCUGGACUGAUGCACUACUUCAUGGUUCCUAUAAAGUCUCCCUUGAGUUCUUUCUUACUUUUUGGUUUGUUUCAGUUUUGGGGGUUUUUUGUUGUUUUGUUUUGUUUUUUUUUUCCCUAAUAAACAUGCAGUUUGACUUUCCUUAUCUCACAUAGG
Messenger RNA from Calypte anna (Anna's hummingbird), 1978 nucleotides. RefSeq names its product ETS variant transcription factor 6 (gene ETV6). Gene Ontology annotation, molecular function: DNA-binding transcription factor activity, RNA polymerase II-specific; sequence-specific DNA binding. Gene Ontology annotation, cellular component: nucleus. Gene Ontology annotation, biological process: cell differentiation; regulation of transcription by RNA polymerase II. The transcript has 8 exons. NCBI's taxonomy places the organism in Eukaryota, Metazoa, Chordata, Aves, Apodiformes, Trochilidae. The record is from RefSeq and is a predicted model, not a curated record. Bases 271 to 1620 code for a protein of 449 amino acids.